AUGUAGAUAGGAGAAGAGUUAAGAUCGUUGGUAAAGAUUGGGGGGCCAAUAGUGGUGACAUCUAUGCUCAUAUAUUCAAGGUCUGUAAUUUCAAUGCUGUUCUUGGGGCGUCUUGGGAAAACAGAGUUGGCUGGAGGGUCAUUGGCUCUAGGGUUUGGAAAUAUUACAGGCGUCUCAAUCCUCAGCGGCCUCUCAAUGGGAAUGGAUCCAAUUUGUUGCCAAGCUUAUGGAGCCCAAAGAUGGGGAAUUCUCAGUCAAACUUUUCAGAAAACAGUUUGCCUCCUCCUCCUUGUCUCCAUACCCAUUGCACUUUUGUGGCUCAACAUGGAGCCCAUCUUUAUAUUGUUGGGUCAGGACCCUCAGAUCACAAGAGUUGCCAAAGUUUACCUGGUUUUCUCCAUCCCUGAAUUGCUAGGUCAAGCUCACCUCCUACCAUUAAGAACCUUCUUGAGAACACAAGGCCUAACAACCCCACUAACCCUAGCAGCUGCAUUUGCAGCCCUCUUGCAUUUGCCUAUCAACUAUGUUUUGGUCACAUACUUGAAUUUAGGGGUAGGAGGUGUUUGUUUGGGCCUUGCUUGCAACACCUUACUAUUUAAUUUGGGCUUGCUCAUUUACCUGACUAUCUCAACCCAUGCUUUGAAACCUUGGCAUGGGCUUACCAUGAUCUCGGCCUUUCAAGGAUGGAAGCCAUUGAUAAGUUUGGCAUUGCCCAGUUGUGUUUCGAUGUGCUUGGAGUGGUGGUGGUACGAAAUAAUGUUGUUCUUCUGUGGCUGGUUGAGUAACCCAGAAGCCAGUGUAGCAGCUAUGGGGAUUUUAAUUCAAACCACAGGGAUGUUGUACAUUAUCCCAAUUUCUUUAAGGGCAUCCAUAUCGACACGUGUGGGCCAUUCGUUAGGAGCCGGGCAACCGACCCGGGCCAAGUGGGCUGCCAUAAUUGGGCUUAUUGUGGCAUUUGCUUGUGGGCUCUCAGCAUUCAUCUUCAUGACUGCUGUGAGGUCCAAGUGGGGGACUAUAUUCACAGAUGAGCCACAAAUUCUUGAUCUGAUUUCAACUGCACUGCCAAUUCUGGGCCUGUGUGAAAUUGGCAACGUUCCUCAAACAGCUGCCUGUGGAGUGUUAUCAGCUACUGCAAGACCUAAACUUGGAGCCAGAAUAAACUUGUAUGCAUUUUACCUCAUUGGAUUGCCAGUUGCUAUUCUUGGAACUUUUACAUUCAAAAUUGGGUUUCUUGGGCUUUGGUUUGGGCUACUUUCAGCGCAGGCUUCUUGUGUGUGUAUGAUGGUGUACACAUUGAUUCACACAGAUUGGAAGCACCAAACAAGAAGGGCUGAGCAGCUGACACUGGAUGUGCAAGAGACUCAACAGAAUGAGGAGAGAAAAGAGGAUGAAGAAAGUGGGCUGCUACCUCCUACUGAGCUCUGAGUUUACAAAAUAUCAAAC
Messenger RNA from Prunus mume (Japanese apricot), 1443 nucleotides. Its product is annotated as MATE efflux family protein. The record is from RefSeq and is a predicted model, not a curated record. Gene Ontology annotation, biological process: xenobiotic detoxification by transmembrane export across the plasma membrane. Gene Ontology annotation, cellular component: membrane. Lineage: Eukaryota; Viridiplantae; Streptophyta; Magnoliopsida; Rosales; Rosaceae. Gene Ontology annotation, molecular function: antiporter activity; xenobiotic transmembrane transporter activity.